AUGUUGGAGUUUAUGGAUUAUGUCCAACAUUCGUUCUAUAAGGCCUCUCAUUGGAAUACUGAGAAUUCUUACUCGCAGUUGACAGCUACAGCUCGAGAGCUUCUCGAAUUCGAUACCCCUCGCGGCCUACGCCUGAAUCUCUCCUCACUCUCCUCUCCCAACUUCGCGACCUCGUACGCACUCGGCAGUGUCGGCCUAGUCGAUGGCGCGCUCUCAUACCUCUAUACCUCUUUGCCCCUCUUCCCGGUUUCGCAGAGCGGAGACAUAGACCUGCACGAUGUGAUACGGGGGUAUAGGCAGAUACAGGAGCUGCGCAAGCAAGAGGAGUCAUGGAUGUGGGAAGAAUGGCAGGGUGGGAAGCGGAUUGAUAAACGCAAUACACUUUUCUACGGACGGCUGUAUUUGCCCCAAAGUACACUCGAAGCGCUAUACCUACGACGUUUGAGCCCAACACAGCAGCUGAAGUUAUCGGCGGUUAGCGAUAGCCGGCUGAAGAACGGCGGGACGAUUUUGGCGUUGCAUCAGUAUGAUACUGGGAAAUAUAGUACGGAGACUCUUUAUUCGACGGAUGGGGGACUGGUUGGUGUGAGGGGAUUAUACAAUUUUGGUCCUGAUCCGCGGAAAGGGAUUACAGAGCCACCGAGGACGGAAGAUCGGUUUUAUGGUCGAUUCAGUGCGGGUGCUGAGAUGUAUUAUGGGGCUUUGAAUAAAUCUGGCGGUGUUAGUUUCGGGGGGAGGUUCGCGACACUACCGGCUCAUAAGGGUGUGCCGUUGACGGCCACCUUGACGCUGAAUCCGCUGAUGGGAAAUUUCAGUACGACGUAUGCUGUGAAGGCUGGGAAGAACUUGGCGCUGUGCUCGAAGUUUGAUUUCAAUGUCUACAGCUACGAGAGCGAUCUGAUGCUUGGAUGUGAGCUGUGGAGGAUGAAGGCCAAGGCUAAGAAAAUCCAGGAGCGAAGUAUGGCUGCGAAGCUCGAAUGGAGACUUGACGAGGUAGAAAAAAAUCCUUCGCCUGAACCGGAGGAAGUUACUGGAGUCCUGAAGGCGCGAGUCGAUCAGAAUUGGAGGAUUGGCUUGUUGUGGGAGGGCAGGAUCAAAGAGUUGCUUUUCACGCUGGCGUCGUCGAUUGAUAUGAAUAGGCCGGAUCAGCCAUUCAGGGCUGUGGGAUUGGAAGUUCAGUACUCGUCUUAA
Messenger RNA from Lachnellula hyalina, 1191 nucleotides. RefSeq names its product Mitochondrial distribution and morphology protein (gene mdm10). The record is from RefSeq and is a predicted model, not a curated record. The transcript is spliced from 2 exons. Gene Ontology annotation, cellular component: ERMES complex; SAM complex. Gene Ontology annotation, biological process: establishment of mitochondrion localization; mitochondrial outer membrane translocase complex assembly; phospholipid transport. NCBI's taxonomy places the organism in Eukaryota, Fungi, Ascomycota, Leotiomycetes, Helotiales, Lachnaceae. Bases 1 to 1191 code for a protein of 396 amino acids.